Molecule: messenger RNA, 1187 nt
Organism: Xylona heveae TC161
Lineage: Eukaryota; Fungi; Ascomycota; Xylonomycetes; Xylonales; Xylonaceae
Exons: 2
Coding region: 312-1187 (291 amino acids)
Source: RefSeq, a predicted model, not a curated record
CGACAUCUCUUUCUCCCCUCAUCUGCUGGAUUCUAAUUGCCAGCUAAAUUCUCUGUCAGGUUUAUCCUCAUUAUAGCAUUUCGAGCAUUGCAGUUUUGCAAAAACUGAAGUGUCAACUUCUCACACUAGCUACUGCAGUUGAAGUUGAACACGCGUGGUCCACAUCCUCUCCCACCCCCACUUCUCUCGACCGACAAUACUUGAUCACGAAGUAACGCAGCUCAUGGUGCUUCAACCAAGAAUACUUAUCUUAAAGAACAUUCAAAAUCUGACGUUCUCUGCUUCACUUGUCAACAGUCUCACUUGCAAUAAUGGUGACUCGCAAUGAACGUCGUCGCAGAGCCCGAGCCCGUGCUGCUAGAGCUCAGGCUGCCGAAGCCCAAGAAAGUAUCGGAACCACCCAAGCCCAGGACCAGGUUGCCACCCCCGCUACUGAAGCCGGAUUGUCCAGCGUUCAGUCUGAUUCUGAGCUUGAGGCACCCAAAGGAGAGAUGACGAACUCCACUGCUGAGAAGAGCCAGCCGGAAUCUCCCUCCUCGGGGGAUCGUGCUCAGCUCAUUGGUCAUCGCCAGGGCGAGGGAUCUACCGAAGCUAUUGGUCUUGACGUGGUGGAGCAAAUUCGCCGCAGGCAGCCGGAGUAUUUCCUCAGAGUUCGGGUGAAGAAGCUCUAUGAAAAUCUUCCUGUUCGCUAUCACGCCCACGUCGAACGCAUGAUCCGCGCCCAUCUCCGUUGGGAGCGUGCCAUUUUGUACGGUGUCCGUAGAUUUAUCAAGGACUCUGGGCUGCGGUUUUCUCGGAUUGGCGCAGAAGUUGCAGAGCUCGAAAGGCUGGACGGAAGUAUCCAGCGUCACAAAUUUGCUUGGUUCAUUUUUACGAACUGUGAUGACUAUAAGCAAAUCAUGGAAUCCAUCGAAGAGCAGGAGCGUAAAAAGAACGAGUUGAAUUCGUCAGCCAUCGAAGCGGAUGCUGAAGCUGUGGCGGGAGUCCAGGUUACGAUGGAAUUCUUCCCUGUCAACUUUCAUCAAAUGGACGAUGUUCUGAAUGGAUUUCUUGAUGAUGUUGAAAUGCACAGCCAGCAGUUCAACAUUGACAUGGACGUUGGCCAGAGGGUUGUUGAACUUGAUGAAGACGAGGAAAGCAGUGACGGUCCAGUUACUGUACCAGAUGAGCUUCAGAGUGACAACUGA